GUCUGUCUUCACUACCACUCUUCUUCUCUGUUGGCUCUGCCUCUCCUUUGUUUCCCUUUUGUGAUUCUUGUCCCUACCUUUGUGUGUGUGUCGGCUGCCGUCUCCUUCUCCCUGCCGUCGUGUCUCAGAGCCCGCUUCCUCUUUGCACACCUGCCUUCCCUGCAGGGCUGCUCCUGGGCAGGGAGCAGUGGAUGUUCAAAGUUCUGCUCUUUGACCUCUGACGGUAAGGAAGCCAGGUGGCGGGACCUUUGCGCUGUGCACAGGGUCCAGGACCUCUAUCUGGCUGCAGGACGCCGAUGAGGAUGAAAGAAGAGAUAGUGCCGCGGUACAUUCCAUUCCACUCCCGUGAGACACAGCAUAGUCUCUUUCCAGAAAGGAGAAGCUGCUGAAUGAGCCUCAAAGCGUACACGUGCAGGCCUUCGUGCUCACCGCAGACUCGGGGGCCUAGAUUCAGAUUUGACCAGUGGCCUGGGGCCCUAGGGCACUGAGACAGGCUGAUGGGGGUGGCAUUCAUUCAUUUCACUUGACAAGUAUUUUUUGAAGGCUGAUGAUAUACCAGGCACUAGGGCUGGGCUCAGCAGAUAAAGAUUGUAUUCCCAUUCUACAAGCUGCCUUGGACUUGUCACCCAAAUGCUGACUAGGAGAGACCUGGAGGCUGGUUUAGAGCAGCUUCAGCAGAGAAGAAUCUUAAUAUAAACAGGACCUCUGCAUGACCUGAAGGGCUUUGAAGACUGAUGAUGAGUAUGGCUUCAGCACUGUCAGACCAACCUGGGAGAGUACUCAAAGGAAGUGGGCUUUAAAGGAAGGGGACAAGGAAGCUGGGACAAGAGAGCCACGAACAAGGAUGAUUUGCUCCUGCCUGCAAGACAAGGAACUUGGCUGUGUCGUCCUGCCUCAGAGAACAAACUCAUCUAUUGCAGGCCUAGCCUGGGUUGCUGCCUUUGAAAACAAGGAAAGGCCAGUAGAGUAUCAACCACAGCAUGAGAUUUCCAGAGAGGUCUGAUUUCAAAACAUGAUGAAGAACGAGAACCACAUGGACCUCUGCGAAGGAGAUUUGACUGACCCAAGCUUACAGGAAGGGAUGAUGUGUGCCCAACCUGUAACUAACACCCAGGAAGCUAAGUGGCAGAAGGUCUUGUAUGAGCGACAGCCUUUCCCUGAUAAUUAUGUGGACCGGCGGUUCCUAGAAGAACUCCGGAAAAACAUCUAUGCUCGGAAAUAUCAAUACUGGGCUGUAGUAUUUGAGUCUAGCGUGGUAAUACAGCAGCUGUGCAGUGUCUGUGUUUUUGUGGUUAUCUGGUGGUAUAUGGAUGAAGGUCUUCUAGCCCCCCACUGGCUUUUGGGGACUGGCCUGGCUUCUUCACUGAUUGGGUAUGUUCUGUUUGAUCUCAUUGAUGGAGGUGAAGGACGGAAGAAGAGCGGACGGACCCGGUGGGCUGACCUGAAGAGUGCCCUAGUCUUUAUUACUUUCACGUAUGGCUUUUCCCCAGUGCUGAAGACCUUGACGGAGUCUGUCAGCACUGACACCAUCUAUGCCAUGUCAGUCUUCAUGCUGUUAGGCCACCUCAUCUUCUUUGACUAUGGUGCCAAUGCUGCCAUUGUAUCCAGCACACUGUCCUUGAACAUGGCCAUCUUUGCUUCUGUUUGCCUGGCCUCACGCCUUCCCCGAUCCCUGCAUGCCUUCAUCAUGGUGACAUUUGCCAUCCAGAUUUUUGCCCUGUGGCCCAUGUUACAGAAGAAACUGAAGGCGUGUACUCCCCGCAGCUAUGUGGGGGUGACUCUGCUUUUUGCAUUUUCAGCCUUGGGAGGCUUGUUGUCCAUUAGUUUUGUGGGAGCCACACUCUUUGCCCUUCUGCUGAUUUCCAUCUCAUGUCUCUGUCCUUUCUACCUCAUUCGCCUGCAGCUUUUUAAAGAAAACAUUCAUGGACCUUGGGAUGAAGCUGAAAUCAAAGAAGACUUGUCCAGGUUCCUCAGCUAAGUUAGGGACCACCAUUACAUUAUUAAGGCAUACUGAUAGGCUAGCCUCCUAAGUAGUAGAAAAUUUGAAGAUAGAGUUACAUCUGGAAGCAGCAUGCUUAUGUUAGUGAGAGAACAGAGAUCAAAAGAAAAAGUCAACCAAAUGCUUGGGUGGUGAAGGUGCUUAUCCUUUAUUAUUUUGUGGAUGAAAAAGCUUUCUGGGUCCCUCUUGAAUUAUUGACUCUCAUUUAUUAUUUGCAGUGACAAAUGAAGUAAUGUGGUCUCUAUUAAAAAAUAACAACACCUCUAUCAA
Molecule: messenger RNA, 2269 nt
Organism: Otolemur garnettii (small-eared galago)
Lineage: Eukaryota; Metazoa; Chordata; Mammalia; Primates; Galagidae
Gene: PIGC
Product: phosphatidylinositol glycan anchor biosynthesis class C
Exons: 5
Coding region: 1013-1978 (321 amino acids)
Biological process (GO): GPI anchor biosynthetic process
Cellular component (GO): glycosylphosphatidylinositol-N-acetylglucosaminyltransferase (GPI-GnT) complex; membrane
Source: RefSeq, a predicted model, not a curated record